Jaculus jaculus (lesser Egyptian jerboa) is the source of this 2486-nucleotide messenger RNA. RefSeq names its product VPS33B late endosome and lysosome associated (gene Vps33b). Gene Ontology annotation, cellular component: lysosome; CORVET complex. The record is from RefSeq and is a predicted model, not a curated record. The transcript has 23 exons. Bases 344 to 2197 code for a protein of 617 amino acids. Gene Ontology annotation, biological process: intracellular protein transport; vesicle-mediated transport. Lineage: Eukaryota; Metazoa; Chordata; Mammalia; Rodentia; Dipodidae.
GGCUUGUCGCUCGGGCUAGGAGGGGCGCUGUCCCCGCACGCCGCGCAGUCUCUGCGGAUGUAGUUUCAUAGGCUUAGUGGGCGGGCCGGGGCGACGAACUGGUGGCUGCAGGUCUACAAGGAGGAUCCCCCGGGGCCGCGGCCGUCUGGUCGGUACCUGUUCAUUCAUUCCUCCGGUGCGGCGAGGAGCGAGGGCCCCUGGCGGGGCUCCGGGAUUCGCUGUCGAGCGUGUGUGUGUGGAGGGAGGGGGUCUAUCACCGCCUGCUUAUCCUAGGCUGCCACCGCCCUUCUCAGAGCAGAGGGCAUCGCCCUGCUCCCACACAGUGGCCCAUUUGACCGCUGCCAUGGCUUUCCCCCAUCGGCUGGACGCCCCUGAGCUACCUGACUUCUCCAUGCUCAAGAGGCUGGCUCGAGACCAGCUCAUCUAUCUGCUGGAGCAGCUUCCUGGAAGAAAGGAUUUGUUCAUUGAGGCAGAUCUCAUGAGCCCUUUGGAUAGAAUUGCCAAUGUCUCCAUCUUGAAGCAACAUGAAGUAGACAAGCUGUACAAGGUGGAAAACAAACCAGCCCUCAGCUCCAGUGAACAAUUAUGCUUCUUGGUCAGACCCCGCAUCAAGAACAUGCGCUACAUUGCCAAUCUUGUCAAUGCUGACAAAACGGCUGGACGAACUCGAAAAUACAAAGUAAUCUUCAGCCCUCAGAAGUUUUAUGCAUGUGAGAUGGUGCUUGAGGAAGAGGGAAUCUAUGGAGAUGUGAGCUGUGACGAAUGGGCCUUCUCUCUCCUGCCUCUUGAUGUGGAUCUGCUGAGCAUGGAGCUGCCUGAAUUUUUCAGGGACUACUUCCUGGAAGGUGAUCAGCGUUGGAUCAACACUGUGGCUCAGGCCUUACACCUUCUCAGUACUCUUUAUGGACCUUUCCCAAACUGCUAUGGGAUUGGCAGAUGUGCCAAGAUGUCAUAUGAACUGUGGAAGAAACUGGAAGACGAGGAGGACAGUGAGAGCAAAGGCCGAAGACCAGAGAUUGGACACAUCUUUCUUCUGGACAGAGACAUGGACUUUGUGACGGCACUUUGCUCCCAAGUGGUUUACGAGGGUCUGGUAGAUGACACCUUCCGCAUCAAGUGUGGGAGUGUCGACUUUGGCCCAGAAGUCACAUCCUCUGACAAGAGCCUGAAGGUGCUACUCAAUGCUGAGGAUAAGGUGUUCAGUGAGAUCCGUAAUGAGCACUUCUCCAAUGUCUUUGGCUUCUUGAGCCAGAAGGCCCGGAAUUUGCAAGCCCAGUAUGAUCGCCGCAGAGGCAUGGACAUAAAGCAGAUGAAGAACUUCGUGUCCCAGGAACUCAAGGGACUGAAACAGGAGCAUCGCCUGCUGAGUCUCCAUAUUGGGGCCUGUGAAUCCAUCAUGAAGAAGAAAACUAAGCAGGAUUUCCAGGAGCUCAUCAAAACUGAGCAUGCGCUACUUGAGGGGUUCAACAUCCGAGAGAGCACCAGCUACAUUGAAGAGCACAUAGACCGGCAGGUUUCACCUAUAGAAAGCCUUCGCCUAAUGUGCCUGUUGUCCAUCACUGAGAACGGUUUGAUCCCCAAGGAUUACCGAUCCCUGAAAACACAGUAUCUGCAGAGUUACGGCCCUGAGCAUCUGUUAACCUUCUCCAAUCUGCGGCGAGCUGGACUACUAACAGAGCAGGCCCCGGGGGACACCCUCACGGCAAUGGAGAGUAAAGUGAGCAAGCUGGUGACUGACAAGGCUGCGGGAAAAAUCACUGAUGCCUUCAGUUCUCUGGCCAAGAGGAGCAAUUUUCGUGCCAUCAGCAAAAAGCUGAAUUUGAUCCCACGGGUAGAUGGCGAGUAUGACCUGAAAGUACCCCGAGACAUGGCUUAUGUCUUCAGUGGUGCCUACGUGCCUCUAAGCUGCCGAAUCAUUGAACAGGUGCUGGAGCGGCGAAGUUGGCAGGGCCUUGAUGAGGUGGUAAGGCUGCUAAACUGCAUUGAGUUCGCAUUCACAGACGUAACCAAGGAAGACAAGGCUUCCAGCGAGUCCCUACGCCUCAUUUUGGUGGUGUUCUUGGGGGGUUGCACAUUCUCAGAGAUCUCAGCCCUGAGGUUCCUGGGCAGAGAGAAAGGGUACAGAUUCAUUUUUCUGACAACGGCUAUCACAAACAGUGCUCGUCUUAUGGAGGCCAUGAGUGAAGUGAAAGCCUGAACUUUUCCUGGCCAGCGUUGAAGUCUUUAUUGGACAUGUUCCUCACCAUGAUGCAAGUGUUUGACACUCAGCUCGCUGAAAAAGUACCCCCUAACUGCCUUCUCAGAGCUGGGGACCAUGAAAACGAAUUUGGGGCUUAGAGAACAUGUCUGAGGAGAGAAUUCAGAUCCUGUCCCUGGGCAAUUACUCUAUGAUGUAUAAUUCAUGCUGCUGAGAUAUGAGGGGGAGGAGAUAUCCUUUGCUAAAUCUGAUUUGCAUAUCAUUGUAAAUAAAAAUCUGUGUUCUCAAA